AUGGCCCCGAGGCGUAAGCAGGCGAAAAGCACGCAAGCCAAGCAGCAGCCAUCGUCGUCGUCUGCAUCCUCAUCACGGCCUCCAACUCACCUCGACUCCUCUAGCAGUGCGCAUACAUCCCAUCAAUCAGCCCCAUUAGCCUCCGACUCCCUCUCCUCCUCACCACCGCUGGCUGCAGAAUCUCCUUUGACCUCGGGAACACCAUCUACUGCUCCUUUGGCUUACUCGCGCGAUCCUUCGCCUGCCGAACUCCAGUCGCUCGACUCGGACGUGCAAGCUGCUCUUCAAGCGCACGCAAACGCAAGCUCGAGCAUCAUGAAGCAAGACGCUCACGUCAACGAGCAAGGCCAGCAAGGCUCGGAUGCGGAAGCUGCAGCUGGUCUGGGAGCAUUAGCUGGUCUGGCCGCCGCAGCAGCAGCCGGCGAUUCGAUGCCGCCAUCCGCGGGCGAUAGUCCGGCAAAAGCAUCUGCUGGUAGCAGCAGCGUGGACACUUCUUCUCCCGCCAAGGCGCACCCCAAUGCGUACGCCUUUAGUGACGAUAGCGACUUGACGGAUGAGCCGGACGAGGACAAUGACCAGGAAGUAUCCAAUGAUGGUUCUGCUUCCGGGUCUAGUGACGAAGAUGAUGUGGAACAAGGCGAUGGAGAAGGUCAGGACGAGGAUGAAGAGGAAGGCGAGGAUGAUGGGGAUGACGAUGCGCAAGCAUCUUCCCGUCUCAGGAGCUCCAAGGGAGACCAUCCCCUCCACACUCAAAUCAGGCCGUCUUCUAGAGAAGGCAGCGAUCUGUCCGAUGAGAAUGAUAGCGGAGAGGAAGACUCUGAAGCCGAGGGCGAUGGGAUGGAUGUGGAUGCAGAGGACGCAGAAAGGAGCGCGGACGAUGCUGAUGAAGAAGCAGCGGCAAGCCUCGCUGCGCUGACUUCUGGUGGAACACGGUCAGCGACCGAAGCCCACGAAGCGGAUGCUCUGGAUGGCCUGGCAGCCAUUGCUGCUGCUGCCGAUGCUGACAGCGAAAAUGCGACCGUGGGUACCUCAGGACGAGGCGUCACCGGUGAAAACGCUGCCGCAGCAGCGCUCGCGGCAGCCGCUGCAGCGCGAGGAUCUAUGCGUCUAGGAAGAGGAGCGCUGCCGAGGCAACAUGGUCCGCGCAAGAGAGCCAGUCGCGCGAACGAGGUCAGAUUGGACGACUCUGACGAGCAAGACGAAGAGUCUAGCGGAGAAGGCGCAGAGGCGGAAGAGGGCGUGGGCGAAGGUGACGCUGAGGUGGAUGCCGACCUCGACAAUGACACUCAAGACUCAUCCGCCGCCGCUAAGCCUGGAGCUGCUGCAUCCCCCGCCGCGAAAAUGCCGGCAGGACCUACCAAACCUGGUCUUCUCUCUGGCGCGCCCCUCAUCACGGUUGAAGGUGCAGGCGAAGGCGAAGCAGACGACGAUGAAAAGGGCAUUCAGAGCGCCAUGACGAGUCGAGAAGGUACCCCCAUGCCUCUGCCCAUGCAUCUCAAGAACCGGCUCGCUAGGGACGGCGCGGACGCUGAUGGCACUCCUGCCCCUGCUAGCGAAGCUGACGAUGGGGCUGCUGAUGAUGGUGAGUUCCCCUUGCAUCUUUGAUGCGCAUUUGAUGAGGCAAGCGUGGCUCAGCAGUCUGUAUGCCCGCAGACACAGGCACAGACGAAGCUGCUCUCAAGAGGCAAGAGGCCAUGGAGGCUUUGACCAAGAUAGAAAUCAGCUUCGCGGCUCUGCGCGAUCGCCUGUACGUCGAGCGCAUGGAGGAGGUGAACAAGGAAAGCGAGAUGAUCCUCGAUGGUGAGUGACCCGCACGCAAUGCCUAUCGAGGCCAUCAGGCCAAGGCACGAGCGCUGACUCUGACGCUUUUGUCUGCUAGGCACUCAUCCCGAGCUUGUGCAUCUCACCAGGCUAAUUGAUGCCAGGAAGGAGAGACGUCUGAACCUCGUCGAGCUCUGGUUCGAGCAACAACAAGCGCAGUACGAACGAGUCGCCAAGACGGAAGAGGCAAUGACAUGGAGCAAUUGGCGCGUGAGUGUCGAGCGAAGGAUAUGCAAGCGAGUGACACGCAGCUGAGGGUGUUCUGUCUCCCUUUUGGCUCAGAAUGAGACUGCGGAUCUGCGAAGGGAACAGAUGGAUGAUCUGAGUCGCAAGCGACGCAAAUUGGAACGCGAGAAGAGAAAUCUCGACGUGCCGCGCCCACCUCGCCGUUAUCAGCUUUUUCAGACGGAGCUAAUCCGCAAUCCAGAGUGGCAGAUCCAGCUUGCGCUUCAACAGUCGGAAGUCGAGUCGAGCAAACGAAAUGGUGCAGUCAGUGGAUCGAGAGGUGAAAAACGACACGCCAGCAUGCUUCAAGAUGAAUGGGCAGACUCGAGGGCUUUUGUCGCCUUUCCUGAUCUUCGCGGAUUGGGCGACCAAGAUGCCUGGCAGGAUAUGGAGCACAUGGGAGUGAGUUUCAAGGUUGUCAUGUUCAGGCGCGAAUCGUCUCCGCUUGAAGCGAGCUGACCUGAUCACUUUCGUUUGCGGCAGAUACGUCCAGAAUUCAGGAUGAAUGUGGGCAGCGUUGCUGGCUAUCGGCCUGAAGAGGAGGCCCUGUACGAGGCAAAUGGCGCACCAAUCGCCGGCUCCUCCCUAGGCGUUGAAGGCCUGGCUCCCUACGCUCGGGCAGGGCCUUAUGAAAGAACAGCAUACGAAGCAGUCCAAGCUCAAGCGAAUCCAUAUUCCAGGCACGCAGCACCGCAUCAAGCUUACGCCGAGCAACGCCCAUUGGGAUUCGCAGAGAGCACGCAUCACGGUCCAGGUAGCAAUGGUCACGCACAUUCAAGCAUCUCCAAUGGACGUGGUCCGCAUGACACAACACCAGCUAGACCGAACAAUGGUCCUCGCGUGCCGCUCGCUGGCUCGACAAGCGGCGUGCCCGGUACCGGUCAGUCGGGAACAGCGCAAGGACAGACGGCGGCCAGACCUUCGGGACCCAAAUCGAGCACUAAUGGACCAGCAUCGUACCUCUCCCGACCUUCGGACGGCGCCCCAGCUUUUGGUCUUCGGUGA
Ceraceosorus bombacis is the source of this 3051-nucleotide messenger RNA. The record is from the annotation of a GenBank genome assembly. NCBI's taxonomy places the organism in Eukaryota, Fungi, Basidiomycota, Exobasidiomycetes, Ceraceosorales, Ceraceosoraceae.